This is a messenger RNA of Carassius gibelio (silver crucian carp), 3934 nucleotides long. RefSeq names its product plexin domain containing 2b (gene plxdc2b). The coding region runs from base 339 to 1916 and encodes 525 amino acids. Lineage: Eukaryota; Metazoa; Chordata; Actinopteri; Cypriniformes; Cyprinidae. The record is from RefSeq and is a predicted model, not a curated record. The transcript is spliced from 14 exons.
AGAAGCCCCCAAGCAAGUCAGAUUCAGGAGUCAGGACACUAUUGGUGGUGCGUCUGUGACGCCAUCUACACCUCCUGGUUUUGUGGUGAAUGCAUGGAUAAGAGGCGAGCUGGACUGGGCUGUCUUUUAGACUAUCUCGAACUCUGCUAGGAUUAGUUUGGGUCUGGAGUCUGAAGGAAACGCGUCGUUAUCGGGAGCGCGAGUCCUCCAAUAGUCGCAGCACAGCAGCGGGCGCGGAACGCUCAGCGACUGACCACACGCUGUUUGUCUUUAUUUUACAUCUUUGGCAACGACAGAGCAAAAGAAACUGAGGACUUCUGCCUCAGUAGAUAUCUGAUAUGGCGGGUUCAAGCACGCUCAGUGUGUUUGUGGGAAUUGUUCUAGUUUUACACGCUUUGGGAAGUGUUUUCCAGAUCACCACAGGAGAAUUAACGGCGGAAGGAGCUGGUUAUUCAAUUCUUCGGGGAUGGACACAGGAUGAUGAUGUCACUGUGGAGCUGUUGAGGAGGAAACGCUGGCUUCUCCAGGAGCCCCUCCCAAAGGAAAGUAACAAAGCCAGUCAAGACAGUUCGAAGCCUCAGGAUUCUCUGGAUUCACCUGGUAUACUGGCUGAUGACGAUGCAGAGAACAGCUCCCAAAUAAUGGAGGACACAGAUCAUAACUACUACACCUCAAAGACUUAUGGCUCCAUUGACCCUAUGAGCAAAGAAUUAUGGGUAAAUAUCAAUCAGAUGGACAAGGAGAAGGUAAAGAUUCAUGGCAUCCUGUCCAAUACGCACCGACAAGCAGCGCGGGUCAAUCUCUCCUUUGAUUUCCCAUUUUAUGGGCAUUUGCUGCGAGAGGUCACUGUUGCAACCGGCGGGUUCAUCUACACAGGAGAUGUGGUUCACCGAAUGUUGACAGCAACACAAUUUAUCGCUCCACUUAUGGCAAACUUUGACCCCAGUCUCUCCAGAAACUCCACUGUCAUCUAUUUUGACAAUGGAACUGCUCUAGUUGUCCAGUGGGAUCACGUCCAUCUUCAGGAUUCUUAUAAUCAAGGAAGUUUCACCUUCCAGGCCACAUUACACAGCGAUGGACGAAUUGUCUUUGCUUACAAAGAGGUCCCGGUGCAGAUUGCAAAGAUCAGCUCUGUCAAUCAUCCGGUGAAGGUUGGCCUGUCUGAUGCCUUUGUGGUGGUCCAUAAGAUUCAGCAGAUCCCCAAUGUGCGGAGGAAGACUAUAUAUGAGUAUCACAGAGUGGAACUGUUAAAAACCAAAAUUACAAGCAGUACAGCUGUAGAAAUGAUGCCUCUACCCACAUGUCUUCAGUUCACAAGCUGCACUUCUUGCAUAACUUCACAGAUUAACUUCAACUGCAGCUGGUGUCACCGGCUCAAUAGAUGUUCCAGUGGAUUUGAUCGCCAUCGGCAGGACUGGGUUGAUAACAAUUGCCCAGAUGAGACUAAGGAUAACACCUGUGACAUCAUCAGUACUACCAAUCUCAGUCUGCUGACCACUGCAUCAGUUGCUAAGAAGACCACAGGAAACAGAGGAACUACCGAGGCUCAGUCUACCCAGACUCCAUCACACAUGCCCACCAGCAUACCAACAGAAGAUGACACCAAGAUUGCGCUACAUCUCAAAGACAAUGGAGCAGCUGCAGCUAAAAGCACAGCAGAGAACACUACUCACCCGCUGCACAUGGGGCUGAUUCUUGGGAUGCUCCUGCUUCUGCUCGUGAUGGUGGCCGUCGUCCUGGUGACCGUCUACAUCUACCACCACCCGAGCUCUGCCGCGGGACUCUUCUUCAUUGAGAGACGUCCCAGCCGAUGGCCAGCGAUGAAAUUCCGCCGAGGUUCUGGUCAUCCAGCAUACGCAGAGGUAGAGCCUGUGGGUCAAGAAAAAGAAGGCUUUAUUGAAUCAGAGCAGUGCUGAGAUGCGACCUUUGACUUCUCGAGUCACACACAGCCCCAGCAGCCUUCUUGAUGUCUAGCUACAAAUCCACACAUCUCUAAUCAUAAAGUUCCACCAACCCUCCGAAACACUGAUGAAACUGGAAACAGUGAGGGUGUGGUGACUGAACGGAAGAGGCAUCCAGAAACAAAGGCUUGGAUCUAGCUUUCAACACUCAAAGCAAAACAAUCCACAUUCAGAGGAAACGUUUGGUAGUCAGCUGGAUGGAGAACGGCCCAGCAGCUUCUGCUCGGCUCCUGACGUGGUGCGGGGAACAACUCUUGUUUGUUGAUUGUACAGGAUGAGGUUUUGACCUUUCACCCUCAAAAUCAUCUUUGAACUGAAUGUAGCUUUGUUUGAUCCUCUGAUUUGAUGUGCCUCUUGGAGAGAGUUUUCUUGUCUUUCAGUCUUUGAAAUGCACAUUCGUUCAGUUUAUGUGUUGGAAAUCUUAUAUAGACCUUUAUAUAUCUUCAAAAGGGUUUUGUAGGGUUUUUAUGUUGUUUUUCCUAUUCCUUUAUGACUUCAUCUCUUUGAUUUGAACAGAUGUUUUGGACUAUGUUGGGUGAUUUUAGCUUGUUUGAACAUAAUUGGAAAAUGUUCUGUGAACAGAUAUGUCAACAGUAUGAAUUCACUUUUUUUCAUCCAACCAUAUUCCAACAUUUUAGGACAUUUUUGCACAUAUCCACUUAAUGCACAUAUAUUGCUUUUUUUCCCAAGUUGAUUUUUUUUUUCAUCUUAUGUUGCUAAUGCAUAUUUACAAGACUUGUGAGACUGUCUGUGUGUGUGUGUGUGUGUGUGUGUGUCUUUGUUUAGAUUUUUUGUUGUUUUGUUGUAAUAUUAUGGUACACAAUGAUCCCUUAAACAUGCCAUAGUUGAAAUCAAGGAUUCAUCCUGAUUUCAACGUAAAGACAAGACAAGCGUCGUCUACUGACAGCUGUCAGUCCUUAAUCAGACAGAGAUAUUCUUUUAUUUUAUAAUAUUUGAUAUAGUGAUAUAGUAGAGCCCUCAUACUGCUGUCAGGUCAUCUGAGUUUGAUAGAUUACAAGCAGUGGAACUGAGAACUGCAAAAAUGAAUUCAUUUUGACUUCAAGAAUGUGAUUUAUUUCUCUACAGAAAGAGUAACACAGCAUAUUACAACCUUAUGAUAAACAAUCAGUGUGUUCUAAAUAAUAUUUUCCAUCGUAUUCGCUAAUAAUGGAUUUUGAGUUGGAAGGUUUACAAUAUUUAUCCUUAUAAAAUGCAAAUAGUUGUGGCACAUAUUACUUUCUCCUGAAAAUACAUUUUGAGUAUUGUGACCAAAGAACUGUCAUCUCACACACACACACAAACACAAAUAUAUAUAUACACACAUAUACAGUAUAUAACAAGUGUAAAACAUUUCUUUAAUACUGUACAACCAGACGAAAUGGACAAUGGUAGAUAUUUGUGUUUUCUGUUUGAUUAUUUCAGCAAACCUAUGCAUUGGGACAGUUCCUGAGAGUUUCUUUUCUGGUUUCUUUUUUCAUUCUUUCUUUUUUUUAUGUCUGUUAGGUGUUUAAGCAUGCAUGCAAGAGAGAUACAUUUGUCUCCAAUUUUAUCCUCAUAACAGGGUGUCUCACCAAAAAUCAAGGUCUAAAUUCUAUUUUGAUUAUCUUUCUUCACUGGAAGACCUGUUUAUUUUCAGCAGAUGUGUAUGUAUGUGUGUGUGACAUUGAAUCUCUGAAUCUGUAUGAGUGCACACUGAUGUAAGAUGAAAGUGGAUGUUUAUUGUGUGAAAUAUUCUCGAACAAUGUUUGUUGAAUGAGGUUAAUUUCCUGUUCAGCAGCGAUGCCGGGUCUCAUAAUUUGGGGAAACAAACAUAUUAGCGACUGAAUUUUUGAUAAUCAUAAUCUUCAUGUUGUGCCACACAUUGAGAGACAGUGAAAUACACAAUGCUGUAAUCUGUGUACUCUUGUGUUACUACUGUCAAUUUGAUUACAUUAUACAGUUUGAUUAAAUAAUAAAGUUGUUUAAACUGACAA